CAGCUCUCCGGGGCUGGGCCUCCCCAGCAGCCUCCCUCCCGCCAGGCCCCCAUUUGCUUGAACCUGGGCCUUCCGCUACCACCUCCUUCUCUUGCCCCUCUCCCCCUCUUACUCCUUCCAACCCUUGGCGCCCUUGUGCACCGCCACCGCCCCCUUCCUUUGCCUGUCUGCCUUUCCCUUUCAACCAUCUGAAAGGAAGGAAGGACCAGACUGAGUUCCCCCACUGGGGACACACCCAGAUUCAGCUCAAACUUGGGGAGAGGUCCUUCCAGAAGCCUCGAGCCACCCCAGACCUCCAGGGUGCAUGCGUGUGUAGGCUGGGGGGAGGUGAACUUGGGGAUGGUGGCUGAGAGAGCCUGGGAGAUAACAAGCUGGCAAGCUCACAUGGGUCGGGAGGACCUGUGUGUUACAUCACGUGCCUCUGGGUAGGCCCUACCCCAGAAUAAGCAGCCAACAAAAGUCUGAUUGUGAAUGAAUGAAUGAAUGAAUGAAUGAAGAAUGGUGACUGCCAUCCGUGAAAAGAGAGCUGUGGGUGUGCCUGACCCAGGACAGGUAUACGUCUGCACACAGUGUGGGUGAUGUUGGGUUCGUUCACCUGCAGGUGGGCUGUGUGAGUUUAUGUAUGUGACCACAUUCAUCUGAGACUCAGACGUGUGAGGAAACCUGCGUUUGAGCACAAGCACUUGCACAUGAGUCCUUAGCCAGGAUGGAGGCUGUUGUGAACUUGUACCAGGAGAUGAUGAGGCAUGCAGAUCCCCGGAUCCAGGGCUACCCUCUGAUGGGGUCCCCCCUGCUAAUGACCUCCAUCCUCCUGACCUACGUGUACUUCGUUCUUUCACUUGGGCCUCGCAUCAUGGCCAAUCGGAAGCCCUUCCAGCUCCGCAGCUUCAUGGUUGUCUACAACUUCUCACUGGUGGCAUUUUCCCUCUACAUCGUCUAUGAGUUCCUGAUGUCUGGCUGGCUGAGUACCUACACCUGGCGCUGCGACCCAGUGGACUUUUCCAACAACCCGGAGGCACUGAGGAUGGUUCGAGUGGCCUGGCUCUUCCUGUUCUCCAAGUUCAUUGAGCUGAUGGACACGGUGAUCUUUAUUCUCCGGAAGAAAGAUGGACAGGUGACCUUCCUACAUGUCUUCCACCACUCAGUGCUUCCCUGGAGCUGGUGGUGGGGGGUAAAAUUUGCUCCAGGAGGAAUGGGCUCUUUCCACGCCAUGAUCAACUCCUCUGUGCACGUCAUCAUGUACCUGUACUAUGGAUUGUCUGCCCUCGGCCCUGUGGCUCAGCCCUACCUUUGGUGGAAAAAGCACAUGACAGCUGUCCAGCUGAUCCAGUUUGUCCUGGUCUCGCUGCACAUCUCCCAGUACUACUUCAUGCCCAGCUGUAACUACCAGUAUCCAAUCAUCAUCCACCUCAUCUGGAUGUACGGCACCAUCUUCUUCUUGCUCUUCUCCAAUUUCUGGUAUCAGUCUUACACCAAAGGCAAGCGGCUGCCCCGUGUACUUCAGCAAAAUGGAGCUCCAGGUACUGCCAAAGUCAAGGCUAACUGAGAAACAUGGCCUAGCUAGGCGCCCACCUAAGUGCCUCAGGACUGCACCUCGGGCAGCAUCUGUCAUUGUCCUCCCCAGCUACACCUGUGACCAGGGCUUAUGUGGUCAGGACUGAGCAGGUGACAGGUCCUCUGCUCCCCACAGCUGGUACACAGGGACCACUGCUUCCAUUCCUCCUCUUCUGGCCAGCCCCAGGGACAAGGCCUCGUUGCCCUCUGCCACUCCAGAGCCAGGGGCCGAAAGGGCUGGACACUUAUUUCCCCCUCCCUGCCUUACACGUGGGAGAGGAGCACUCAGGGCUGGCCCCCACCAGGGUCGUGUGGCCUUUUUCCUCACACUGAAGAGGUCAGCAAUAAUCUGUCACUGUGGACCCAGGCUCCCUCCUUCUCCACCCCACACUGAAGUAGGAGCUUCUUGGCCAAAGGUCAGGGUGGUGGGGGCCUGGGAAUACAGCCUGUGGAGGCUGCUCACUCCUUUAUGUCUUCAUUAAAAGUGACAGAGGAAACCA
This is a messenger RNA of Lagenorhynchus albirostris (white-beaked dolphin), 2054 nucleotides long. RefSeq names its product ELOVL fatty acid elongase 1 (gene ELOVL1). Gene Ontology annotation, molecular function: fatty acid elongase activity. The record is from RefSeq and is a predicted model, not a curated record. Lineage: Eukaryota; Metazoa; Chordata; Mammalia; Artiodactyla; Delphinidae. The transcript has 8 exons. Gene Ontology annotation, biological process: fatty acid elongation, saturated fatty acid; fatty acid elongation, monounsaturated fatty acid; very long-chain fatty acid biosynthetic process. Gene Ontology annotation, cellular component: endoplasmic reticulum membrane; endoplasmic reticulum. The coding region runs from base 707 to 1546 and encodes 279 amino acids.